Messenger RNA from Humulus lupulus (European hop), 465 nucleotides. RefSeq lists its product as uncharacterized. The transcript has a single exon. The coding region runs from base 1 to 465 and encodes 154 amino acids. The record is from RefSeq and is a predicted model, not a curated record. NCBI's taxonomy places the organism in Eukaryota, Viridiplantae, Streptophyta, Magnoliopsida, Rosales, Cannabaceae.
AUGUACAACUAUGUUAAGUUUUUGAAAGACAUCUUGACAAAGAAGAAGAGACUUGGAGAAUUCAAAACAGUGGCAUUGAAAAAAUGUUGUAGCACAAUGUUGAAGAAUAAUAUUCCACCUAAAUUAAAAGAUCUGGGUAGCUUCACAAUUCCAAUUUCUAUUGGGGGGCGAGAUGUCGGUAAAGCUCUUUGUAAUUUAGGAGCUAGUAUUAAUUUUAUGCCUAUGUCCAUUUUGAAGAAGUUGGGAAUUGGCGAGGCGAGGCCAAUUACAGUCACAUUGCAAUUAGCUGACCGUUCUACGGUGUAUCCAGAGGGAGAGAUUGAAGAUGUCCUAGUACAAGUGGACAAGUUCAUUUCUCCAGCAUAUCUUAUUAUUCUAGACUAUGAGAAAGAUAGGGAGGUUCCAAUCAUCUUGGGGAGACCAUUCCUUAUCACCAGAAAUACUUUGAUAGAUGUUAGAAAAUGA